Perca fluviatilis (European perch) is the source of this 3125-nucleotide messenger RNA. It is a transcript of the gene pfkfb2b, whose product is annotated as 6-phosphofructo-2-kinase/fructose-2,6-biphosphatase 2b. Gene Ontology annotation, cellular component: cytosol. The transcript has 16 exons. Gene Ontology annotation, molecular function: ATP binding; fructose-2,6-bisphosphate 2-phosphatase activity; 6-phosphofructo-2-kinase activity. Gene Ontology annotation, biological process: fructose metabolic process; fructose 2,6-bisphosphate metabolic process. The coding region runs from base 338 to 1978 and encodes 546 amino acids. Lineage: Eukaryota; Metazoa; Chordata; Actinopteri; Perciformes; Percidae. The record is from RefSeq and is a predicted model, not a curated record.
GUGCGUUGACAUAUUAUCUAUUAUCAACGUUACGGUAAUGGGGCGGGGGCGGAGAGGAAUAUGACGUAGAGGUACACCUACAGCUUGGAAGGACACCAGCCGGCCGACGAAGCACCUCGGCACCAAGGACAGGCCGACAGACUGGCUCCUUCGGCCGCAGCGGCGUUCGCAAACUCUCGGUCCGGCAGACCGUGACAUCCCCGUGCCGACCGUGUUCAACGGCGUCCGCAGAGGCUUGCUGCCCAGCGGGACUCCUUAUUUUCUUACCGACCAGACCAGCUUGGACAAUCUCCUUCUGAAAAAGAGAGCUGAUUUGGACUCCAACUAGACUUUCAACAUGUCGAGCACUCACAUAGACAAUGGCUCUGCAAACUCAGUAGAAGCCAAGAAAACAGACCUGAGAAUGAAAGAGAAGAAAUGCUCAUGGGCCUCCUAUAUGACAAAUUCUCCAACGGUGAUCGUAAUGAUCGGCCUGCCUGCAAGAGGAAAGACUUACAUGUCAAAGAAACUCACGCGCUACCUCAACUGGAUCGGAGUCCCAACUAAAGUGUUUAACUUGGGCGUAUACCGCAGAGAGGCUGUCAGAGCUUAUAAGUCCUAUGAUUUCUUCCGCCACGACAAUGAGGAAGCCAUGAAAAUACGGAAGCAGUGUGCUCUUGUAGCUCUGAAGGAUGUGAAGGCGUAUCUGUCGGUGGAGGGAGGUCAGAUCGCGGUUUUUGAUGCAACAAACACAACAAGAGAACGGCGAGACCUCAUUCUAGCUUUUGUGAAGGAUUCAUUCAAGGUGUUCUUUGUGGAGUCGGUGUGUGACGACCCAGAGGUCAUUGCUGCUAAUAUUCUGGAAGUGAAAGUGUCCAGUCCAGACUACCCUGAGAGACACAGAGAGAGAGUAAUGGAUGACUUCCUCAAACGAAUCGAGUGCUACAAGGUUACUUACCAACCAUUAGAUCCUGAUGAUUACGACAAGGACCUAUCUUUCAUCAAGGUGAUGAACGUGGGUCGGCGUUUUCUGGUGAACCGGGUGCAGGACUACAUCCAGAGCAAGAUUGUCUACUAUCUCAUGAACAUCCACGUGCACUCUCACUCCAUCUACCUGUGUCGGCAUGGAGAGAGCAACCACAACGUUGAAGGCCGUAUCGGAGGAGACUCUGAACUUUCUCCUCGAGGGAAACAGUUCGCCCAUGCCCUGCGAGAUUUCAUUGAGGAGCACAAACUGUCAGAUUUGAAAGUGUGGACGAGCCAACUGAGAAGAACCAUCCAGACAGCAGAGGAGCUGGGUGUCCCUUAUGAACAGUGGAAGAUACUCAAUGAGAUUGAUGCAGGUGUGUGUGAGGAGAUGACUUAUGAGAUGAUCGAGAACACAUUCCCAGAGGAGUUUGCUUUGAGGGACCAGGACAAGUACCACUAUCGCUACCCAGGAGGAGAGUCCUACCAAGAUUUAGUUCAACGUUUGGAGCCGGUUAUCAUGGAGUUGGAGAGACAGGGCAACGUGUUGGUCAUCUGCCACCAGGCUGUGAUGCGCUGUCUGCUAGCUUACUUCCUGGACAAGAGUGCAGAAGAUCUACCAUACAUGAAAUGUCCACUGCACACAAUACUCAAGCUAACCCCUGUUGCAUAUGGUUGUAAAGUGGAAAUGUUUUAUCUUAAUGUGGAGUCAGUAAACACUCAUCGAGACAGGCCUCUUGAUAAAAUCCCGAGGGGCUCUGCUCUCAUACAUCGGCGGAAUAGUUACACUCCCUUGUCCAGUCACGACCAGGUCAAGCGUCCCAGGCUCUACAGCGCGGGCAACCAGCCCUGGCUACCGCUCGCCCCCACCCCAUCAGCUCUGAUGCCAGAGGGACGGCAAAGCCAAGUUAGUGCCAGAGUUACAGGCUCCCCCUCUAAAUCAGUCACCGUCAGCUGUAAUCAGUCAUGUCCCACCACAGUUGUAACCCUGUGUCUGGCAUUCCCUCGCCUCAGUGUUGGAUCCUCUCGAUGAUUUAGUGCCUGUGUUGAAAAUGACGUUCAUGGAAUCCAUCUCUAUGAGUCCCUGUGCGAAGGAAGCGACUUUGACAGCCCCGAAGAAACGAGUGGCUGUGUCCGCUUCUGAGUGAAGAUGAUGGCCUCUUUCUUCAUGGCACAAUGGGGGAAAAAAGUUCUGGGUUAAGUCAUGAUUUUUUUCUUUACCACAUUCUAAGAAGUGAUGGUCGGAUUAUGAGGUCAUUUUUUUGGCCAUGUCUAUCUCAACCUCUGUUUAACUUUACUCUGCAUGCUGAGGCCUCGAACUGGAAGCCUUAUCAUUAGCAUCAUAAACACUUCUGCAUGUAACUCAUUGUAAAUACUACAAUGCCUUACUGAACUUUAAAUACAUUGAUAGAAUUAGGUUCUCUGUAUGAAUUUAACAAGAGCAAGUUAUGCGUCAUUAUGAUGAAAGCCAAUUUUCACUUGUGCGAAUAGAACAUGUCAUAAAGUAUAUAUAAAUAUUUUUAUAACACAUAUUCUUUCAUCUAUCAUGCAAACAAUCUGUAGUUGUGAUUUAUAUAAAAUAUAUUUCUAACUGUAUUCUGUAUUUCUAGCCAUAAUCUUUUAUGUCUUAUUUUAUUGAUUGGUUUAGAUUUGAGAGAAUGUACUUGUUGAGUUCUGAAGGAAAUUAAAAUACUGUAUUUCUGUAUAAACUGAGUUUCUUUCUUAAGUUUUGGAAGCUUUGCAUGCUGUAUGUAUUGUUAAAUAAAUACACCACUUUGCUGGACAUACUGCAGCAGAUAAAGAAACUUACUUUUCUGUCACAAGCUGCCAUUUAAAUACCUAAUGUAUUAGACUGGUGUUAUCUGUCACAAUGUACACUAAAUCCUAAAUGUCCAUCUGUUAAUCUAUUGUUCUUUUUGCCUGUAUAUUCUAUAGGAAGGGGUUAUGUGCAACCAAAACAUAACAUGUUGAUGAUAUUCUGUCUAUUUCCUGACUUUUGUGUUUAUGUUAUACUGUUUUAAUUGCUUUAUGCAAAUGUAUCUUUACUCAUUAAAUUUUUUUUUACAUCAGCCAUAUUCAAACAUCCUUUAAUUUUACUUAAUAAUAGACCGUUUCACUGUAGGGAAAGUUUCACUCUCUGACUGUCAUUUGUGUUGUUGAUAAAGAUUUGCUCAAAUCUU